AUGUCAGGAACAAUAAACAAGAAACAUAUCAAGACGCAAUCUACUUACGCAUUCGAAAGCAACACAAGCAACGUUGCUGCAUCCCAAAUGAGAAACGCUUUGAACAAAUUGGCUGACUCCGUUCAAGGUGAUGAAGAGGAACGUGCCAGAUUUGAAGCUCAAUUGGACUCUUUCUUCUCUCUAUUUAGAAGAUACUUGGUCGAAAAAUCUUCAGGUAACACUUUGGAUUGGGAAAAGAUCAAAUCUCCAAAUCCUGAUGAAGUGGUCGCUUACGAAACUAUCGCUCAACAACCGGAAAAUGUCACCAAUUUAUCGAAAUUGGCGGUCUUGAAAUUAAAUGGUGGGUUGGGUACCUCAAUGGGGUGUGUUGGUCCAAAAUCUGUCAUUGAAGUGAGAGAUGGGAACACAUUUUUGGAUUUAUCUGUUCGUCAAAUUGAGCAUUUAAAUAGACAAUAUGAUAGUGAUGUCCCAUUAUUAUUAAUGAAUUCAUUCAAUACGGAUAAGGAUACAGAACAUUUAAUCAAGAAAUACUCUGCUAAUAGAAUUAGAAUUAGAUCCUUUAACCAAUCUAAAUUCCCAAGAGUUUACAAGGAUUCCAUGUUACCUGUCCCAACUGAUUAUGAGGAUAAAUUGGAUGCCUGGUAUCCACCGGGACAUGGUGAUUUAUUCGAAGCCUUACAUGCUUCUGGUGAAUUGGAUGCAUUGAUUGCUCAAGGUAGAGAGAUCCUUUUCGUUUCCAAUGGUGAUAAUUUAGGUGCUACCGUGGAUUUGAAAAUCUUAGAUCAUAUGCUACAAACUGGUUCCGAAUAUAUUAUGGAAUUGACUGAUAAGACAAGAGCUGACGUGAAAGGUGGUACUUUAAUUAACUAUGAUGGUCAAGUUAGAUUACUAGAAGUCGCUCAAGUACCAAAGGAACAUAUCGAUGAAUUUAAAAAUAUUAGAAAAUUCAAGAAUUUUAACACAAAUAAUUUAUGGAUUAAUUUGAAAGCCAUUAAGAGAUUAAUUGAAUCAAGUUCAUUGGAAGUGGAAAUUAUUCCAAAUAAGAAAACUAUCGUUAGAGGUGGUCACGAAGUUAAUGUGUUACAAUUGGAAACUGCAUGUGGUGCCGCCAUUAGACAUUUCAAUGGUGCUCAUGGUGUUGUUGUACCAAGAUCAAGAUUCUUACCUGUUAAGACAUGUUCCGAUUUAUUAUUGGUUAAAUCUGAUCUUUUCUAUUUACAACAUGGUGCUUUGAAAUUAGAUCCAGAAAGAUUUGGUCCAAAUCCAUUAAUUAAAUUGGGUUCCCAUUUCAAAAAAGUUUCAGAUUUCAGUUCUAGAAUCUCUCACAUCCCUAAGAUUGUAGAAUUGGAUCAUUUAACCAUCACUGGUAAUGUCUUUUUAGGUAAAGAUGUUACUUUGAGAGGUACUGUCAUCAUUGUCUGUUCAGAAGGUCAAAAGAUAGAUAUUCCAAAUGGUUCUGUCUUGGAAAAUGUUGUCAUUACUGGUAACUUGCAAAUCUUAGAACAUUGA
Naumovozyma castellii is the source of this 1509-nucleotide messenger RNA. RefSeq names its product UTP--glucose-1-phosphate uridylyltransferase. The record is from RefSeq and is a predicted model, not a curated record. Lineage: Eukaryota; Fungi; Ascomycota; Saccharomycetes; Saccharomycetales; Saccharomycetaceae. The transcript has a single exon. The coding region runs from base 1 to 1509 and encodes 502 amino acids.